Kockovaella imperatae is the source of this 1221-nucleotide messenger RNA. RefSeq names its product putative general RNA polymerase II transcription factor. The coding region runs from base 1 to 1221 and encodes 406 amino acids. NCBI's taxonomy places the organism in Eukaryota, Fungi, Basidiomycota, Tremellomycetes, Tremellales, Cuniculitremaceae. Gene Ontology annotation, cellular component: mediator complex; nucleus. Gene Ontology annotation, biological process: positive regulation of transcription by RNA polymerase II. Gene Ontology annotation, molecular function: cyclin-dependent protein serine/threonine kinase regulator activity. The record is from RefSeq and is a predicted model, not a curated record. The transcript has 4 exons.
AUGUCGUCUUCCUUUUGGUCAUCGUCACAUUGCCGAUACUGGCUAGUCACUAGAUCGCAUCUGCUUGCGGCCAGAUCGCUGGACUCACAAUAUGCGACCCCUCGUCAACUGUAUUGCCUAGGUAUCUGGUUCGCAAACUUGAUCCAAAAGCUGGGGAAGAAGCUGAACCUGCGCCAAAUCCCCAUCGCCACGGCCACAGUGCUGUUCCGACGCUUCUAUCUCAAGAAUCAUUACUGCGAGACCAAUCCCUACCUUGUCAUCGCCGCGUGCUUGUUUGUCGCUGCAAAGGUGGAGGAAACACCGGUACAUAUCAAAGUGGUCGUCAAUGAUGCGAAGAUCGUCUUCACAGAAAAUGGUAUCAGAAUGUUCUCGCCGGAACCUACCAAAGUUGGCGAGAUGGAAUUCUACCUUUUGGAGGAUUUAGACUUUCAUCUUGUCGUCUUUCAUCCUUAUCGUUCGCUGCUUCACAUAUGUGGUCGAGAACCCGCAGACUCGGGCAAAUUUGCAAAGAGUCGAGUGGAAGAAGAUGCAGAAAUCAAGCGGAAAGAGACAGAAGCCAGACGGAAACAUGAAGACGCUAGGAAAGUAUCCCUAGGCGUGGGCAGAAUGAACGCUAUGAUCGAUGAUGUGUCUGGUGGAGAGUGGGAAGAAUCUGAAGAAAAGCGAAUAAGAAGGUUGAUGGGCAGAGGCAGUGGCGAAGGACUGAUGGAUAUCGACGAGGGAGUGGUCCAGAUGUGCUUGUUCGUGAUAAACGACACUUACCGAACCGAUGUCCACUUGCUGUACCCGCCUUAUGUCAUCUCUCUGGCUGUACUCUAUAUCGGCUUCUGCUUUGUUGCGAAGAACAAUCCUACUGGCACGAGGACGACCAGAGGGUCCUCAUUUCAAGUGACGAAUCUCGCAUCGUCAACAGACAUCAAUGCAGCGUUGGGUCUGGAUGCCCCGCCCACUGGGGUGGCUGAAUUCUUCGCUUCUUUCGAAGUCUCCCUCCCAAUCUUGUUCGCCUGUAUACAAGAUAUCAUCGUUUUGUAUCCUAUCUGGGAGGCCUUCGAGCCCAUGUCGCGAGGAGCAGAUGCCAAAGCCGAGAAGGACAAGGAUUCAUUCACCAGUGACGAUGCCGAAGCUCUGGUCAGACGGAUGAUAGAGGCCAGAGCUGUGGCUUUGACACAUCCCGACACUUCAAGCUAUCAGCUAGCAGGUAGUAAAAGGCGCAGACCUUGA